Messenger RNA from Grus americana (Whooping crane), 5532 nucleotides. It is a transcript of the gene PRPF6, whose product is annotated as pre-mRNA processing factor 6. Gene Ontology annotation, cellular component: catalytic step 2 spliceosome; U4/U6 x U5 tri-snRNP complex. Gene Ontology annotation, molecular function: protein binding. The coding region runs from base 95 to 2920 and encodes 941 amino acids. Lineage: Eukaryota; Metazoa; Chordata; Aves; Gruiformes; Gruidae. The record is from RefSeq and is a predicted model, not a curated record. Gene Ontology annotation, biological process: mRNA splicing, via spliceosome; spliceosomal tri-snRNP complex assembly. The transcript has 21 exons.
UGACGUUGCCUGUUGCCGCCGCCGCUUCCGCCGCCACCGCCGCUCCGCCGGUUGGGUCCAGCGGCCCCGGUCUCGCCUCGCCGGCACCGGCACCAUGAACAAGAAGAAGAAGCCGUUCCUGGGCAUGCCCGCGCCCCUGGGCUACGUGCCGGGGCUGGGCCGCGGAGCCACAGGUUUUACCACCCGCUCCGAUAUUGGCCCUGCACGUGAUGCAAAUGACCCCGUGGAUGAUCGUCAUGCGCCUCCGGGGAAGAGGACUGUUGGGGAUCAGAUGAAAAAGAACCAGACAGCUGAUGAUGAUGAUGAAGAUUUGAACGACACCAAUUAUGAUGAGUUCAAUGGGUAUGCUGGGAGCCUGUUCUCAAGUGGUCCCUAUGAAAAAGAUGAUGAGGAAGCAGAUGCUAUUUAUGCAGCUUUGGAUAAGAGGAUGGAUGAACGCAGAAAAGAAAGAAGGGAACAACGAGAAAAAGAGGAGAUAGAAAAAUACCGUAUGGAACGACCCAAAAUUCAGCAGCAGUUCUCAGACUUGAAACGGAAGCUAGCAGAGGUCACAGAAGAAGAGUGGCUGAGUAUUCCAGAAGUUGGUGAUGCCAGGAACAAGCGUCAGAGGAAUCCUCGUUAUGAGAAGCUGACUCCUGUACCCGACAGCUUCUUUGCAAAGCAUUUACAGUCAGGGGAGAAUCACACUUCUGUGGACCCACGCCAAACACAAUUUGGUGGAUUGAAUACUCCAUACCCGGGGGGCUUGAAUACUCCGUACCCAGGAGGAAUGACACCAGGCUUAAUGACACCUGGGACAGGCGAAUUGGAUAUGAGGAAGAUUGGCCAAGCCAGGAACACCUUGAUGGAUAUGAGGCUAAGCCAGGUGUCGGACUCUGUGAGUGGCCAGACUGUAGUGGACCCGAAAGGAUAUUUGACAGACUUGAAUUCGAUGAUUCCCACGCAUGGAGGAGAUAUCAAUGACAUCAAGAAAGCCCGUUUGCUCCUGAAAUCUGUACGAGAGACCAAUCCUCAUCAUCCGCCAGCCUGGAUAGCAUCAGCCCGACUGGAGGAGGUCACUGGCAAACUCCAAGUGGCUCGAAACCUCAUCAUGAAAGGAACGGAGAUGUGCCCCAAGAGUGAAGAUGUUUGGUUAGAAGCUGCUCGGCUUCAGCCUGGGGAUACAGCCAAGGCUGUUGUGGCCCAAGCUGUCCGCCACCUUCCACAGUCUGUCCGAAUCUAUAUAAGAGCAGCAGAGCUGGAGACAGAUAUCCGUGCAAAGAAACGUGUCCUUAGGAAAGCCCUUGAGCAUGUUCCAAAUUCAGUGCGUUUGUGGAAAGCAGCCGUGGAGUUAGAAGAACCUGAGGAUGCCAGGAUCAUGCUGAGUCGGGCUGUGGAGUGCUGUCCAACUAGCGUUGAACUGUGGCUUGCACUGGCAAGGCUGGAGACAUAUGAGAAUGCUCGUAAAGUCCUUAACAAAGCCCGUGAGAAUAUUCCAACGGAUCGUCACAUCUGGAUUACUGCUGCCAAACUGGAGGAAGCCAAUGGAAACACCCAGAUGGUGGAGAAAAUUAUUGACAGAGCCAUCACAUCUCUUAGGGCUAAUGGUGUGGAAAUCAACAGAGAGCAGUGGAUACAGGAUGCCGAGGAAUGUGAUAAAGCUGGAAGUGUGGCCACGUGCCAGGCUAUCAUGCGAGCUGUGAUUGGGAUUGGGAUUGAGGAAGAAGAUCGGAAGCAUACCUGGAUGGAAGAUGCAGACAGUUGUGUUGCUCAUAACGCUCUGGAGUGUGCCCGAGCGAUUUAUGCCUACGCCUUGCAAGUUUUCCCGAGCAAGAAGAGUGUGUGGCUGCGAGCAGCGUACUUUGAAAAGAACCACGGAACCAGAGAAUCCUUGGAGGCUCUUUUGCAGAGAGCUGUUGCUCACUGUCCCAAAGCAGAAGUGCUCUGGCUCAUGGGAGCCAAAUCGAAAUGGCUAGCAGGAGAUGUGCCAGCAGCCAGAAGCAUUUUGGCACUGGCUUUCCAGGCCAACCCCAACAGCGAGGAGAUCUGGCUGGCUGCCGUGAAGCUUGAGUCAGAAAACAAUGAAUAUGAAAGAGCAAGGAGGCUGCUGGCAAAAGCUCGCAGCAGUGCCCCCACUGCAAGGGUUUUCAUGAAGUCUGUGAAAUUAGAAUGGGUACUUGGGAACAUUGCUGCAGCCCAGGAGCUUUGUGAGGAAGCCCUGAAGCACUAUGAGGACUUCCCCAAACUGUGGAUGAUGAAAGGACAAAUCGAGGAACAAAAAGAGCUGGUAGAGAAAGCACGAGAGGCUUAUAAUCAAGGGUUGAAAAAGUGCCCCCAUUCCAUACCCCUGUGGCUUUUGCUGUCCAGGCUGGAGGAGAAAGUUGGGCAGUUGACUAGAGCAAGAGCCAUCUUGGAAAAGUCUCGCCUAAAGAAUCCAAAGAAUCCAGAUCUCUGGUUAGAGUCUGUGCGAUUAGAGUACAGAGCUGGGCUAAAGAACAUUGCAAAUACUCUGAUGGCCAAGGCAUUGCAAGAAUGUCCCAAUUCAGGAAUCCUGUGGUCAGAGGCAAUUUUCCUUGAAGCGCGACCGCAACGAAAGACCAAGAGUGUGGACGCUCUCAAGAAGUGUGAACAUGACCCACAUGUCCUGUUGGCUGUGGCCAAACUGUUCUGGAGUGAGCGUAAAAUAACCAAGGCCCGAGAGUGGUUCCACCGAACCGUGAAGAUCGACUCUGACCUGGGGGAUGCUUGGGCUUUCUUUUACAAAUUUGAGCUCCAGCAUGGCACAGAGGAACAACAAGAAGAGGUGAGGAAGCGCUGUGAGAAUGCUGAACCUCGCCACGGAGAGCUCUGGUGUGACGUCUCCAAGGACAUAGAGAACUGGCAGAAAAAGAUCGGAGAGAUUCUUGUGCUUGUGGCAGCCAAGCUUAAAAAUACCUUCUAGAGUAUGCUGGCUUCAGCUGCGUUAGUCAUCUCUGUAGGACUUGUCUGCUUACCCGCUUUUGGUGUGUUUGCCCUUAUGGUGGCACAGAUUUCGGAGGACAGGAGAUGAGUGGUGAUAUGAAAGAUCUUUCUUCCAAAAAGAAAAGCUGCUUCCUUCUCUUCCCAGUGAUAGUGCUCUUGGCUGACACAACGUGGUCAUCAGCUCCUGCACUUCAUCUGAAUGUUGUUGCUGGCGUCGUGUGGGAGAAACAAGCAGUCUUGUGAGGCUCCCUUGGCAUUUUCAUUUUGAUGCCUGAUUUCCCCUGUAAAUACAAGCUUUAAUUAGUGCUUGUAUGGAUUCUGACAUUUAGCAGUCCCUCUGUUUUCUUCCCUAGCAUGCACCCCCAUCCUGUCCCGUCCCCCUUCGUGCAGUUUCUUUAGUGUUUGGCCCAUCUGAUGCUGGUUCCUUGUCAGCAGAUCUGUUUUGUUGCUGUUUGAAUACACUGAAUGACCUUGAAGGAGAGGAGUGGAGUUCUGCAGGGGGAAGACCAGCAGCUGAGCAGGAGGGCUGGGCUGGCCCCUUUUUUUCUUUUUCUUUUUUUUUUUUUUUAAAUAUUUUGCCACAAGCCUGGUUUAGCUUGGUCUCCUCUGCUGGCAAGCUGCAGCACAACUUGGAAGUAUUCCUCAAACCUGAGCAUUUUGUGAAUUUCAAGAGUGUAUUUUUAGAUACCUUUUCCUCAAUUUUUUAAAUGUAUAUAGUAUAACCUUAUUCUUUUAGGCGUCUGAUUUCAUUAAGCACAGUGGUAUUUUAAUGCAGCAAGGCAAAAUCCAGCAAUCCCUGAAGGCCCUUUGGAAGGAACAACCUUUAUUUAGAGCCAUUGAGAGACUGCAUGCUUUUACAGUGGCAGCUGCUUUCAGGUGGGGUGUUUGGGAUGACUCUCUUCAAGUGCAGAUGGAAAAAAGCAAAUUCAUGAGAGGAAAAGCUUUGUGUUUGGGACCCUUUCUAAGCUGUCUUCAGUUUUCUACACUUGUGAUCUGUAUUAUUUUGACCCCCAAAAAAUUACUUUCUGUGACUAUUGAAUGAGAAGCUGUAGUGUCUUACAUGUUAGGAUAUAGCAAAAGUAUCCCGGUCUGUGUGUGUGCAUUAACUAAUGUAUUUAGUUGGAGGAGAAAACCCCAUAUCACUUAUUUGGACAAUAUGUAUAAAAUAUAGCUUGGUUUUUUUGUUUCCUUAUGUUCUCUUUGAAUGUGGUCUUGCCCUUUGACUCUGACUGGGAAGAGUGGGUCUGAUAACGGAAACCUUUGAACUUAUCAGGCUCCCACCACUCUGGGAAUGUAUCUGCCAGUGGUGGUUGCACCAAGUUGUGGUACAGCCUUUUGCCAAAAAGGAUGAGAAACCCAUCUUUUAACACUGAAGUAGAAAUGGUUGGUCUGGAAGCAAAAGCUUGUUUUUCUUUGGGUUUAUAACGGAAACUGUUGUGCUUUCUCUUGAAUAGCUGGGGAAGGUAUGUGAAGCUGCAUUUUCAUUAAGGAGGGUCUAAAUCACGGAUGUCCCGUGGAAUUGUAGUUUCCCAAAGGUGAGUGAGAGGCGUCGGGAGUUGAGAGACUCUUGCUCAGGGAUUUCAUGCCAUCGUUGGCAUCCUUCCCGUAUGUGGGUUCGUGCAAAGGGGAAGGGGGAGAAUUUGGGGAGAAUGGAGACAUCAAUCUGUUGUGAAAAGAGGAGGGCGGACAUGUGGGAAGGAACAUGGCUAGACCAGGAUUUCAAGACUAAGCCAGAAACUGCAGGAGAAAAAAAAUGCUAGAAAGUAGUUUUCAGCUCAUGCUGUUCUUCCUCAGCCCCUUGUGCUUCUCACACAGCUUUUAUUCUUCCUCCAUAAUGUGAUCUGUGUAAGUGCUUGGACAUGGGGACUGAAUCCUGCUUCUCUGGGAAGGGAACAAGGCAUUUCAGUUGCUCUGGCAGUCCCUAGCUUAGUGAUGCACUUGGGCAGGUUGGGUGCUGGUGGCACGUAAAUUCCUCUGCCCUUCAGUGCUUUUGUUUGGUGGCUGUGGAGUUGAGACAGGGAAGGAUGAUUGGGACUGCAGUGGCGUGGCUUUUCUUGCUGGAGAGACUCCUGACUUGUAACGAGUGUUGGGAGCAUCUCCCUUGAGCUAAAUACUCUGCGCCCGCUUAUCAGGAUCCGUGCACUUCCCCUGCCUCUUGCUCAGGUGGCAGUACCACAACCCUUAAGGAUUUCUUGAGACAGGCUACCCAAGAGCCCUGGGAUUGAGAAAAUGCACAGGAAUGACUUGCUGGGGAAUUGCUCAUUGUGGGUGGUGAGAGAAGAGGUUGUUUCCCAGUGCUGCGUGCUGAGAUGUGCUGUAGGCCCUGGGCAAGGGGACCCGCGCUGGAUGCUGUCCUCGCAGCACCAAACUUUUUGCCACCUGCUCUUUGUAGCUGCAGCUUCCCUUUCCCCUGGCCCAGGGGGGGUUACAUUCCUUGGGUUUGCGUGGUUUGGUUCGUUGGUUAUUUUAGAUAAAAGGGAUCACCAAUCUUGGAGCUUUUUAAUGUUUGUAGAUGUCUUUGUGUUUUUUAAAUGGAUUAUGGCACCUAUUAAUUUUAACUAUAUAUACAGCUCAAUAAACAAGUUAUAUGGG